This is a messenger RNA of Dendronephthya gigantea, 3700 nucleotides long. RefSeq lists its product as uncharacterized. The record is from RefSeq and is a predicted model, not a curated record. Bases 491 to 3187 code for a protein of 898 amino acids. The transcript has 12 exons. Lineage: Eukaryota; Metazoa; Cnidaria; Anthozoa; Malacalcyonacea; Nephtheidae.
UAUUCCACAAGUCCAAUAUUUGCCACUUGAGCUUUUUUGAGUAGAAUUUACGAAGUUUUAUCUUUGGUAUUUGGUGUUUCUUAUGCUAUCACUCAACGAUUUUAUAUAUAUUAUAUCAUCUUGAGUGAUACCCUUGGCCGAAGUUCGCUUUCAGGCAUUUCAUUUAAAGGUAUUUCACACGUUUGUUAUUGUGUCUACAUCAUCCUACUUAGCGUGUAUUUGACUGCAGUGCGUAUAAAGAACAAUCGUCAUCGAAUACGGUUUAAUGGACGUUAUUAAACGGGUGACUUUCAGGACAUUUGAACUGUUUUUUAAGAUCUAUUAUUGUUGAUACGAUCAAACGAGGACGUUUGAGAGUUCUGGGCAUACGAGAAGCCAUCAACGUGAAUAGCUCGCUGGCUGAGAGCAAGGGCUACUUAAUUACAAUAAAAAAAGGUGGCGUACAAGUUCAUACUGCAUUGUAAGUGAUAAACUUGUCGUUAUAAACGAAAUGGAGGGUUGCUAUAUUGGGAACGGAGAUCGUAUGAAUUUCAAUGGUGUGCCGCAAUUUCCAGCUUCUGAUCAAACGGUGUGGAAUAUAGAUGAAGAUGCUGUGUUAGAUGAGCUGUAUGGCAUGCUUACUGCGGCAGAAAAUAAAUCAUUUAACACACAACCUAUACAAAUGCAACAAAUGCAAGAUCCCAACCUAAAGUCUAACUUAGUAGAGACAAAUAAACUUCAACAUUUUGAUGGAUACAAGCCACAAUUCCCUUUGACCCCAAACCAUGCUGUCUCUAUGCCAAUUUUACCAACACAAAAUCAAUCAAUUGCAUUCAAUGAAAUCCAAAAUACAAAUUCUCGCCAGGAUUUCUCAGUACCGCAACAACCUUAUCAGCCAGUGCCAGGAUACACACAGAGCAAUAACCUACAUAACCAACCACCUUCAAACCUAGCACCUUCGAACCUAGCACCUUCAAUCAAUAUCCCAGCUGUUGAGCCAAUUUCCUCCUAUGCACCCAUCACAGAAGCAACCUUGGUGACGUUCGUAGAUUUGAAAACAUUCUACGAGAAAGGGCAGUGUCGUCUGCAGGGUAAAUCUGAACAACGUCUAGACUAUGCUUCGUCAUUUGUUAGAAUUUAUUUAGAAAAACCAGACAAUAUACAGGCAAAAUCUGUAUUUGUGGAGCGUUCACCGGAUGCAGCCCACAUUCUCAAAGAUAAUGUUGGACAAGUUACAUUGAAAAUCUUACCAGACGAAAAUGACCAUUGGAUAAAAGUUAAUCUAGAUGAUGCAGGAAGUGAGGUGUAUAAGUUGUCCAAAGUGAAGGGAGAAGAACGAAAUCUCUUUAGAAUUGGUCUAAAAUUAUUAUUCAAAGAUACAAGCAAAUCUAAAACCUUCUACAGCGAUUCUUUUCAAGUGAAAAGCAAACCAAAGUCAAUAGAUGGCCUGUGUGAUGGGGAUGGAGAGAAGCCAAUGAUAAAAGUUGAACCAGAGCUUAAAAAACGGGCUGUAAAACGUUCAAGAAAUGAAGAAGAUACGAUGAUGUCAAGCCCGCUCAGUAUUGGUUCUUCAGUUUUUCCCGAAGUGAUUACAGAUCAUCUUGAAGCGGCAACAGCCAACAUCAAACAACUUAGGGUCAACCAUCCGAUACAAACGCCGCGAGGCGAUAUUGCAUAUCAUUUCAAACUAAAAGGUCAUCCUAAAAAUCUCAAGUUAGAAGAAGGAGACUUGAUUGGAUUCUUUGAAAAUGCUCAUGAUGGAAAAAGCGAGAUUCGUCGUCUGACUUCAGAGAAUGCACGGUAUGCUAAGAUUGCGGGCGUGAUUAGUAGAUCAGCCUGGUUGGAGGGAAAAACGCCUGGUGACGAUGAUAAAGAAGUAACAGAUGUGGUAUGUGUCAUCGGAGUUGUGAAAGUCAAAGUGCGUGGACCCGUCGAAAAUGGCGAACGUAUCUAUGCGUCGCUGUCGUCAUACCCAGGCGUUGCUAUGCCCGAACAUGUGAUCACCCAAGUGACGUCAGAAGAUCUGACCUUGAUUGGCCAAUCAUUGGAUUCCGUCAAGGAUGAUUCUCUGGAUAACAUUAACCUCGUGUCGUGUUUUGUUUCCAUAUUAUUGAGCAUUCAAACGCAACAUACUAACAAGGUGCUCAGUGACAUGCGCACUGAUAUGCUGGAAAAUGUUGACAGUAAAAUUUCCAGAGCAAAGAGAAGUUUGUUACGAGGUUUACGAUGGAAAUUGUUUGCGUUGGCGAUAUUCUUGGCUCUACUUGGUGUGCUACUAUAUCAAGUAUUGGCACCAUUAACAGCGUUUCGAUAUUGGCAAUGUUCAUUGGGCUCAAUUUCUGAUUCAACAUCUUCAUUCUCAUUUAUCACAACGAACUAUCAGAUCCCGAAAGUGAAUGGAAUUGAAUUUCAUUUUGAUGAUCUCAUGGACAAGUUAGACGCGAAUUAUAAAAGAAAAGAAAACGAUUCAAUUAUAGGACACCGCUAUUAUUUAAAUAUUGACCGCUGUGCAGCAGGAGGUGUCAAACACGGUGUUCGUGGGCCCGAAUUUUAUGUGCUUAAUAAAGAGUGCGAUACUGCGUACUAUUAUUUUGACAUUGGUCAUGAUAGUCGUUACCGUCGAUAUGUAUCUGGCAGAAAUUUUCUAUGUUCAUUUAACGAUGGUUGCUCCAAUUGCGAUAAUGAAAAAGCACUGACAUGUACACACUAUAAAUUUAUGGUAAAAAAAGCGAUAUACCAUACGGGAAGUCAGCUGCAAGAUCAAAUUCAGACGCAAAACCAGACGCAAAAUCAGACUCAAAAUCAAGUUCUGAAUAAGACGCGAAAUCAAGUACAAAAUAAAAAUAAAAAGCAGAAUCAAAAACAGAGCAAAGAGGCUAGCUGUCUCAAAGGUUUCACGGAGAAACGAGGGUGCGCCAGCUUUAAAUAUGUUGCGACAUCGACAAAGAAGGAGGUUUCCGUUUAUGGCGUCGAAGUAACCAUCGAAGAAUUAGGAAAGAAAUUUGGUAAAACGUUCGAAAAACUUAAACGCGGAGCCAUGAAAGUUCGUUAUUACUUUAACCUUCGACGGUGUGUGGAGAAAGUUACUAGCGCUGGCCCAACAUGUUUCGCUGUCGUUCAGACGUGUGACGAAGCAUUUUAUUAUCAUCGCGAAAAAUGGAAUAAAUAUAACACGGGUAAAGAGGUCAGUUGCUCGCCGGAUUUCUAAUUCGUCUUAAUUAACGAUGUCAUUUUGCAUCAGCCACAGUGGUAUUUCAGUCAAACUAUCAUCGGAAUUAGCGAGGCACUCAGCAAGACUGUUGGCCUGUGUGGACGUUGGUCAAGUCAGUGGUCGUUGGCCAUUUUCUUGUUCUUAAUAACCAUGGGUACGAGGUUUAAAAUGUUCCUGUUGAACUAGGCUUAAAAAAGGCAACUUGAAGGCACUUGCAACCAUGCACAACAGAUCCAAAAAAGGCACUUGCAACCAUGCACAACAGAUCUUGAUGAGAUUUUCCGCUCACAGCAAUGGCUUUAAAAAAAGUUUUUAUUUCUUUCUUAUCCCAAGCCACCUCAAAUGACCACUAUCAGCUGAUGAUCAGACAUCAGAGAUACUCACUUAAAUCAUUCCAACAGUAUCACAUAUACUGUAUUGUACAUUUCUCAUUCAAAUGUAACUAUAGUCUAUAACAGUUUUAAAGAAUUCCAUUUGUAAAUAACAUCGAUUUUUAGAUAUUACAGAAAA